AUGGAGGCCUCAGUAAUAUUACCCAUUCUGAAGAAAAAACUAGCUUUCCUUUCAGGAGGAAAGGACAGACGAAGUGGCCUCAUUCUGACUAUUCCAUUAUGCCUCGAACAGACAAAUAUGGAUGAGCUGAGUGUUACCUUAGACUACCUACUCAGCAUUCCAAGUGAAAAGUGUAAGGCUAGAGGAUUUACCGUGAUUGUGGAUGGCAGAAAAUCACAGUGGAAUGUGGUGAAAACAGUAGUCUUAAUGCUACAGAAUGUUGUUCCAGCCGAGGUAUCCCUUGUUUGUGUAGUGAAGCCAGAUGAAUUCUGGGAUAAGAAAGUAACACAUUUUUGUUUUUGGAAAGAAAAGGAUAGACUUGGCUUUGAGGUUAUUUUAGUGUCUGCCAAUAAAUUGACUCGUUAUAUAGAACCAUGCCAGUUAACAGAGGAUUUUGGUGGGAGUCUCACCUAUGAUCACAUGGACUGGUUAAAUAAGAGGCUGGUUUUUGAAAAGUUUACAAAGGAAUCUACAUCAUUAUUAGAUGAACUUGCCUUGAUUAACAAUGGAAGUGAUAAAGGAAAUCAGCAAGAGAAUGAAAGGUCUGUGGAUUUAAAAUUUCUUCCAUCUGUUGAUCCUGAAACAGUUCUUCAGACAGGGCAUGAAUUGUUAUCCGAAUUACAGCAGCGUCGAUUUAAUGGCUCAGAUGGAGGGGUCUCAUGGUCACCUAUGGAUGAUGAACUGCUUGCACAGCCACAGGUUAUGAAAUUAUUAGAUUCUCUCCGAGAACAAUAUACCCGUUACCAGGAAGUUUGUAGGCAACGUAGUAAGCGCACACAGUUAGAAGAGAUUCAGCAGAAGGUAAUGCAGGUUGUGAACUGGCUUGAAGGGCCUGGAUCAGAACAACUAAGAGCCCAGUGGGGGAUUGGCGACUCCAUUAGGGCUUCCCAGGCCCUACAGCAGAAGCACGAAGAGAUCGAGAGCCAGCACAGUGAAUGGUUUGCAGUAUAUGUGGAGCUUAAUCAGCAAAUUGCAGCACUCUUGAAUGCUGGGGAUGAGGAAGAUCUUGUGGAACUGAAGUCGCUGCAGCAACAACUCAGUGAUGUUUGUUAUCGACAAGCCAGUCAGCUAGAAUUCAGGCAAAAUCUCUUACAAGCAGCUCUUGAAUUUCAUGGUGUUGCCCAAGAUUUGUCUCAGCAGUUGGAUGGCUUAUUAGGGAUGUUGUGCGUAGAUGUAGCACCAGCUGAUGGAGCAUCGAUUCAGCAAACUUUAAAACUGCUUGAAGAGAAGCUGAAAAGUGUUGAUGUAGGAUUGCAAGGUUUGCGUGAAAAAGGUCAAGGUCUCCUGGAUCAGAUCUCCAAUCAGGCAUCCUGGGCCUAUGGAAAGGAUGUAACCAUUGAAAAUAAAGAAAAUGUGGACCACAUACAAGGAGUGAUGGAAGAUAUGCAGCUUAGGAAACAAAGGUGUGAAGACAUGGUAGAUGUGCGAAGGUUAAAGAUGCUUCAGAUGGUGCAGUUGUUUAAAUGUGAAGAAGAUGCUGCCCAGGCAGUAGAAUGGCUAAGUGAACUUCUGGAUGCUCUGCUUAAGACCCACAUCAGAUUGGGCGACGAUGCUCAGGAAACGAAAGUUUUACUGGAAAAGCAUAGAAAAUUUGUUGAUGUUGCACAGAGCACUUAUGACUAUGGUAGACAGUUGCUACAGGCCACAGUAGUGCUGUGCCAGUCGUUGCGAUGCACUUCUCGGUCAUCUGGGGAUACACUUCCUCGACUGAACAGAGUGUGGAAGCAAUUUACAAUAGCGUCUGAAGAGAGAGUACAUAGGUUGGAAAUGGCUAUUGCAUUUCACUCAAAUGCUGAAAAGAUUUUGCAAGACUGUCCAGAAGAGCCUGAAGCUAUCAAUGACGAGGAGCAAUUUGAUGAAAUUGAAGCAGUUGGGAAAUCACUUUUGGAUAGAUUAACUGUUCCUGUAGUUUAUCCUGAUGGAACCGAACAAUAUUUUGGAAGUCCAAGUGACAUGGCUUCUACUGCAGAACACAUCAGAGACAGGAUGAAACUAGUUAGUCUCAAAAGGCAGCAGCUAAGACAUCCCGAAAUGGUGACCACAGAGAGCUAAUAGCUACCAGCUUCCCACAGAUCUGCAGUUCCUAAUCCUGCCUGCCAUCACCAUACGACAGCAUUAGCCACUAUAUGUUAAGAUGCAUUUCACAACCAGGUUAAGCCUCAUUUUUUUCCAUGACACAUUUCUCUCUACAUGUUAACACUUUGCAACUACCAAGGCAUAAUUAUUGAACGUGCUUUGAGACAAUAGACUCCAAGUAUCUUAAAAGAAGGAACUAUAAACAUUGCACUGAAAACUUGCUUUAAAGCUUUACCUGACCUGUCAGUUUGUAGAUGAAC
Molecule: messenger RNA, 2375 nt
Organism: Cynocephalus volans (Philippine flying lemur)
Lineage: Eukaryota; Metazoa; Chordata; Mammalia; Dermoptera; Cynocephalidae
Gene: SESTD1
Product: SEC14 and spectrin domain containing 1
Exons: 17
Coding region: 1-2091 (696 amino acids)
Molecular function (GO): phosphatidylinositol-3-phosphate binding; phosphatidylinositol-3,4-bisphosphate binding; phosphatidylinositol-4-phosphate binding
Source: RefSeq, a predicted model, not a curated record